AUGGUGUUGGUAAUGAAGGACCCCGAGCUCUUCACGAUGCCCAGUCUUACUGAAAUUGAUUCCCAGAUUGCUACUUCCCCCUCCCUAAUACUAGAAAACACUGCAUUGGGCCUUUAUUUUUCCCGGGACACUUACUCAGAAAAACUCUAUGUUGAUGAACCUGCUGGAACGCCCCUGCUCUACGUUCAUGCCUUACAGGAUGCCAGAGGGGAGGUGCCCCACUUCCACCUGGGGCAGCACCUCUAUAGCACCUAUCGAUCUCAGUCACACAAGAAUGACUGGUUCCAAAUUAAUGAAGACACAGGACUUCUCUACCUCAACCAAAGUCUAGACCAGAGGGCCUUGGAGAAACUGAGUGCUCGAAAUGGAGGAUUUCCCUUACGUACCAUCUACCUUCAAGUGUUCCUCUCACCCAAGCCCUUCCAGGAACAUGAGUGCCAUUGGCCAAACUGUGCCAAAGUGAUGCUAUUUGUCAUCAAUGCCACCAUGCCAGCCUGUAGCUCCCUGAAGCCCAGGGAAUUCUGCUUUUUGGAGACAGGGCUCUCAUUCCGCAUCAAGGAGAAUAAGCCACCAGGCACUUUCCACCAGUUCCGUUUACUUCCUGUACAGCACCUGUGCCCAAAUAUCAGCAUUUCCUACCAGUUCCUUAGAGAUGAAGACCUUCCCUUCCAUUCUGAUAAGGACACUAUGGAGGUGAGCAUGAGGCACUCUCUGGAUCGGGAACAAAAGGAAAAGUAUGAGCUGAUUGCCAAGUGCACAGUUCGGGAUGGUUUGCGAGAAGAAGAUGUGAUGGCGCCAUUUCCCGUGACUGUAUAUGAUGAGGACGAUUCACCACCCAAUUUUCCCACUGGCAUCAACACAGCCAAUGCAGUUGUGGAGUACAAACGGAGAGAGGGUACAGUGUUGGCAGUGCUACAGGUCUUCGAUGCAGAUGUGGUGCCAUCCUCUGGAGAAAUCCAAAGAAAAUACACACACACCAUGCUAACCAGUGAUCCUUGGGUCACCGAAUUCUUCCGGGUGGAGCACUAUCCAAAUGAGACUUCUUAUACCUCUAAUGGAAGCCGUGUGCGCGCCAUGAUGCACGACUACAAACUUGUGCUCAACCGAAGCCUCCCUAUCACAGAGAGCCGUUCUUUCCAGCUAGAAGUCCUGGUGAAUGACACUGAUUUCCAGGGUCCUCGAGGGGCUCUCCUGCUCUAUUUCAACGUGUCCAUCCUACCUGUUAGCAUACGGUUCCCAAACACCUCCUACUGUUUCUCAGUAAAUAGGAAUGCUCAUCGAUAUGCCCAGAUUGGAAAAGUUUGCAUUGAAAACUGCAAGGAGUUCCAUGGAGUAAAUGUUACCUACAGGCUGCAGUCUCCCAGCACUAACUGCACAGCUCUGGGCAUCAUCACCACCCCAGAAAGCACCACAGGGACUCUGUUUGUGAAUGACUCCUCUGUGCUGCAAAGGUCAGAAUGCACAGAGAUGCAGUACACGGUGGUUGCAUCAGACAGACAGAGCAAGAAACAGGCCAAAACACUGCUUAUUAUCUCAAUAGAAGGAAAUUAUUUCCCUGAAGAGGAGGGCUGUCCUAUCUCAUGUGCUGUGAACAAGAAACGUUUGGAGUGUGAGGAAUGUGGUGGCUUAGGCGCCCUGAUGGGCACAUGCCAGUGGAGACAGGGGGAUGGCAAAGGAAUUUCCAAGAACUAUUCAACCUGCACACCAAGCCUCAAGACUUGUCCUGAUGGUAACUGUGAUGCUGUGGAAAGCCGAGAUCUUCAUAUUUGCCCUCAAGAUUGCAUACGGGGAGACAUUAUUGGUGGCCAUGAGAGAGGAGAGUGGAAAGGAAUCAAGGCUGGAUAUGGAGUCUGCAACUGCUUUCCAGAAGAAAAGAAGUGUUUCUGUGAGCCCGAUGAUGACAAAGAACCGCUGUGCGAUGAAGUCUGCAGGAUGGUCAUUGCCGUCGCUAUCCUCUUCUCCUUCAUUUUUUCUGUGUUACUCUCUUCGUACUUCAUCCGUCGCUACCACAAGAACUCCCACAAGCCACCCAUUGCCUCUGCAGAGAUGACCUUCAGGAGGCCGGCUCAGGCCUACCCCAUCAGCUAUUCUUCCUCCAAUGUUCGCCGGCCAUCCCUAGACUCCAUGGAGAACCAGGUCUCAGUGGAUGCCUUCAAGAUCCCGGAGGAUCCAAAGUGGGAAUUUCCUCGGAAGAAUUUAGUUCUUGGAAAAACCCUAGGAGAAGGAGAGUUUGGAAAGGUCGUCAAGGCAACAGCUUUCCAACUCAAAGGAAAAGCUGGCUAUACCACUGUGGCAGUGAAAAUGCUGAAAGAAAAUGCCUCUCCAAGUGAGCUCAGGGAUCUGCUGUCUGAAUUUAACCUGCUAAAACAGGUCAACCACCCCCACGUUAUUAAACUCUAUGGAGCCUGCAGUCAGGAUGAUCAGCAAAUAGAUUCAGAGAAGGAUGGUCGAAUUCCUGUAAAGUGGAUGGCAAUUGAGUCUCUUUUUGAUCAUAUCUACACAACCCAAAGUGAUGUGUGGUCAUUUGGUGUGCUUCUCUGGGAGAUUGUGACCCUAGGAGGAAACCCCUAUCCUGGUAUUCCCCCUGAACGUCUCUUUAACCUUCUGAAAACGGGCUAUCGAAUGGAGAGGCCUGAAAACUGCAGUGAAGAAAUGUACAAUCUGAUGUUGCACUGCUGGAAGCAGGAGCCAGAUAAGAGGCCAACAUUUGGUGAGAUCAGCAAAGACCUAGAGAAAAUGAUGGUGAAGAGUAGGGACUACUUGGACCUUGCAGCUUCUACUCCAUCUGAUUCCUUACUUUAUGAUGAUGGCCUUUCAGAAGAGGAGACACCCCUCGUGGACUGUAAUAAUGCUCCCCUCCCUCGAACCCUCCCUUCCACAUGGAUUGAAAACAAACUCUAUGGCAUGCCAUACCCGAACUGGCCUGAGGAGAGUCCUGUACCACUCACAAGAUUCGAUGGCACUAACUCUGUGUUCCCAAGAUAUGCAAAUGAUAGUGUAUAUGCUAACUGGAUGGUUUCCCCCUCAGCGGCAAAAUUAAUGGACAAGUUUAAUAGUUAA
Molecule: messenger RNA, 3060 nt
Organism: Gracilinanus agilis (Agile Gracile Mouse Opossum)
Lineage: Eukaryota; Metazoa; Chordata; Mammalia; Didelphimorphia; Didelphidae
Gene: RET
Product: ret proto-oncogene
Biological process (GO): multicellular organism development; cell surface receptor protein tyrosine kinase signaling pathway; homophilic cell-cell adhesion
Cellular component (GO): signaling receptor complex; membrane; axon
Molecular function (GO): ATP binding; transmembrane receptor protein tyrosine kinase activity; calcium ion binding
Source: RefSeq, a predicted model, not a curated record